AUGAUACUGGCAGGAACAUACUUGUCAAUACUUUUGUUUGCAGCCUUCCUCUUGCUUCUUCUAUCAGUACUUUCUACUCCCAUUACCAAGUUUGUGGCACUCGGAUCAUUCCACGAUGUCAAAUAUGGCGUCUUUGGCUACUGCCUGGGAGACAAAUGCACCAAUAUUGCAGUAGGAUAUCCACGAGGUGGCGCAUUGACUGAUGGCACUCAAACAUUUGAUUCGCCUAGUUCCGUUCGCUACACUCUGUCAACUGCUUUAUUCAUUCACCCUAUCGCAGCAAUCCUCACUCUCGUCGUGCUUUGUCUGACCGUUAGUUCUCACUCACACGGUGCAUCGCAUUCGUUGAAAUAUCUUACUAUCCUGUUCAUCUUGACCUCAAUCACUUUUGUGGCUUGUCUUGCUAGUUUGAUCAUAGAUAUGCUGGUUUUCUCUACUCAUCUAUCAUGGGGUACUUACAUAGUCUUGGUUGCGACCAUAAUUUUAGCUAUCAGCGACUUUGGCUCAUUUAUCAGACUACGCACCAUUAUUGCCAGAAAAUCUCACCAACAACGCACAGUACACAACGAAAACACGUCAGGCCGAGACUAUGAUAACAGAGACAGCGAGGCCAAGCCAGCUCCUGUAGUCGUCAGUCACCCAAUGGUUCCUACAAUAGGCGGAGGGGGCUCCAGAGAUGAGCAUCCAGUCUUUGUGACUUCUCAUAGUCGGAAAAAGAAUGACUCACCAACUGGUGAGAGGGCUUUCCCGGCACAACGAAGCGCUGGGGACAAGUUGGAAAAGGCAAUGCACAGCAACAUUACAGAUGCGGGAAGCGCCGUUGCGACAGGCAAAUCAACACAGCCGGAGGCACGAGUUCAUUACGGAAACACUUCAAACGAAUGCGGUACCAGCUAUGAAGAUUGCGGCAGGGAGAUGAAGAGUUAUAACCUUUCACUCGGUAGAGAGAAGCCCGGCAGGAGGGGGGAAUGCGGUCCUCCAACCCGAACCUUUGAACUACAGGGUCCUUCCCCCUUCCCACCCCAAGGCCUCUCUGAUAUGCGCCCGGGCCAAAAUGAGAGGAAACCUUCCAGCGGUGACCGCACACUGUCCGGAAAUCCUCGGCUGUCACAACCUGCAUUAGAUCGCAAAUCAACCGGAUGCCGCGGUGACCUGGUUGUUGAUGGGAAUGGAGUUCCUCGGGCUGAGGCUACUCCUUUGGGGAGGCAAAUCUCAGACGGUUUGCAGGCACCCGAGAUGAAUGCUAUUCCUCCCGUUCCGCCCGCAGCAAAUAUCUACGAACUCUAUGGUCAGUUCCCAAACGGCGAUGUAGAGGUUGUCGCGUCUGUUGGCUGGCAACAAGGCCCCUCCAUGAUUGCUAGUAGGCGUGCGACGUUUUUGAGUGACGAAAACCAAUACAGUAUCGCCAAGUACGUUCAUCAUGUCGUCCAACUACAUGUCGUCGUUCCUUCUAUUCGCUAA
Messenger RNA from Metarhizium brunneum ARSEF 3297, 1461 nucleotides. It is a transcript of the gene RIM9, whose product is annotated as pH-response regulator protein palI/RIM9. The record is from RefSeq and is a predicted model, not a curated record. Gene Ontology annotation, cellular component: growing cell tip; plasma membrane; cell division site. Lineage: Eukaryota; Fungi; Ascomycota; Sordariomycetes; Hypocreales; Clavicipitaceae.